CCGGGUCACCUGACCAUAAGCCGCUGGACAUGGCGUCUCGCUUGGUUGCCGGCGAGCGGCUGGUGCGCGCCUUGGGCCCCGGCGGGGAGCUGGAGCCAGAACAGCUGCCCCGGAAGCUGCGGGCAGAACUUGAGACCGCGCUAGGGAAGAAGCCCAAGAGUGGUGAUUUUCCCAGUGGCUCCGCGCGCCUGGUUUCUUUCCGCUUGAUCCGAGAUCUGCAUCAGUACUUGAGAGAGAGGGGUUCCACACUAUACCUUCAUGAGCUCCUAGAAGGCAGUGAAAUCUAUCUCCCAGAGGUUGUGAAGCCUCCCCGGAACCCAGAGCUAGUUGCCCGUUUGGAGAAGAUUAAGAUACAGCUGGCCAACGAGGAAUAUAAGCGGAUCACCCACAACGUCACCUGUCAGGAUUCGAGGCACGGUGGGACUCUUAGUGACCUCGGAAAGCAAGUGAGGUCAGUGAAAGCUCUGGUCAUCACCAUCUUCAACUUUAUUGUCACGGUAGCAGCUGCCUUCGUCUGCACUUACCUUGGAAGCCAAUAUAUCUUCGCAGAAAUGGCCUCACGGGUCCUGGCUGCAUUGAUCGUGGCCUCUGUGGUGGGUCUGGCCGAGCUGUAUGUCAUGGUGCGGGCGAUGGAAGGCGAAUUGGGAGAGCUUUGAUGGUUCCUCAUCAAAGUGUGGAGUGGAUUUUGGGAGACUCCAGGCUCCCAGCUGCCAGUCACUGACUCUCAGUCAACCUGUCAGGCUCUUCGUCCUCAGCUCCGGUUAGAGGGCCAAGCCAAGGCCACCUGCUGGUCCUGCAGGGGGCGGGGAGGGCAUCCUCUGUCAAUUUCCAGAGGGGCAGUAAAAGAGACUGAGACAACAACUGAAAAGAACUGGUCUUUCAGUACCUUCUCCUGAACCCAGUGCCCAUCUGCCUUCUCCAGUCCACCUGGGCACUGCUGAGGCUGGGUUUUUCCAUCAGGAGUAAAUAGAAUACAGGCCUUCCAAGAAGCAGACACUCCUGCCUUGAAAUUGCCCAAGUGCAUAAAUUGAUGGUCACCUUUGCUGCAUACAUCCUUGAUGCAGACCUGUAAUUUAGAUCAGUAGGCUCCAAGAAAACAAAGGAUUUCCUUUCUCCAGUUUGUGCCAGAAGAGGAACUGAUCACAGGACAUCGAAUAAGAGAAAGGCUGUUUGGCAUGGGAUGGUGAAAUUGGGAGCUAGGCAGCUACCUUUCUGGAAUCUUCAUUUCUGUCUUCAUCUUCUUUCUUCCGCUUGCCUUUUUCACAUUUUCUGUAUGCUUCUGCCCAUCUCUGCCACUCAUCAGCCUUCCUUAAACUUCCCACCUCCCCAUCACCCUUUGCUCUGCCUCCAAAAAUGAAACCAAUUCAGAUGGCAAAACAGUAUGUGUGAUUUUAAUUGAAAAUCUCUUUGUGCUUGUGUGUGUUGGUGGGAAGAGUAUGCCUACCGUGGAUUGUCUCAGCUAAUAAAGGGAGAUGUUCUUUGUAGGUAUGGUUUGUCGUCAGGCUUGACUGUAUAUGUGAACACGAAGAGACAUACAUGUGAAUAUGUAUACAUAACAUGAGUAUGUACACAUAUUGUUAUACAUAAGCCUAAUGGAGGAUUUUUUAUGUAGGUUCUUAAAAUAUUUGUGGGGGGUGGGGUGCUAAAAAUAGUUUGUAAAUGUGCAUAGUUGAGUAACUGCUUUCCGUGGUUGCUUUUGGUCUUCACAACCAUCCUGGAGGUUGGAAGAGGGAAUGGUUUUAGGCCCCUCUUCCCGAAGACAAAGGCUGAGAGAGAUCAGAUGACCAGCUGUGGUCCUUCUUCUGUAAAGGGAGCCAAAGAUUGUUAGGUUGUCCUGAAGUCCCUGUGUAAUGUUAAACUUGCAAGAACUUAGAUUAAUGGUAUAGUGAUAAAGUCUGUAUACGUGUACUUAAAAACUAUUAGUGAUAGUUAUUUAUUCAAUAAAUAUUUAUGGUACCCACUGUA
This is a messenger RNA of Acinonyx jubatus (cheetah), 1965 nucleotides long. It is a transcript of the gene VMA12, whose product is annotated as transmembrane protein 199. The record is from RefSeq and is a predicted model, not a curated record. Gene Ontology annotation, biological process: vacuolar proton-transporting V-type ATPase complex assembly. The transcript has 6 exons. NCBI's taxonomy places the organism in Eukaryota, Metazoa, Chordata, Mammalia, Carnivora, Felidae. Gene Ontology annotation, cellular component: endomembrane system. The coding region runs from base 30 to 656 and encodes 208 amino acids.